ACACAACACUCACCAUGGGCGAUAUCGAUCAGUCAUCCUCCAACUCUGCUCUGCAUUUCCACCGAAAGAGCGGCCUGCCCCAGAUCAUCUCGCACCGGGGCUACAAGGGCAAAUUCCCCGAGAAUACACUGAUCGCUGUCGAUGGCGCAGUAAAAGCAGGCACUCAUGCUCUCGAGCUUGACCUUCAUCUCUCCCGCGAUGGAGUCGUGGUUCUGUCGCAUGUAUGAAGCGCGCUUCAUUGAUAGAAGAGAGCUGACCCGAUCAGGACCCGUCAUUGAAACGCUGCUUUGGCGUUGACAAAAAGGUCGGCGACUGUGACUGGGAAUACUUGAGCACCCUAC
Aspergillus versicolor CBS 583.65 is the source of this 341-nucleotide messenger RNA. RefSeq lists its product as uncharacterized. The record is from RefSeq and is a predicted model, not a curated record. Gene Ontology annotation, molecular function: phosphoric diester hydrolase activity. Gene Ontology annotation, biological process: lipid metabolic process. Lineage: Eukaryota; Fungi; Ascomycota; Eurotiomycetes; Eurotiales; Aspergillaceae. Bases 15 to 227 code for a protein of 70 amino acids. The transcript is spliced from 2 exons.